GCUGCGGUGAAGUGGCUCGGGGCCAUGCGUGGGUCGGCGCGCCUUUCGAACGUCGGCGAGCGCCUGGAGCCGGUGGCGCGCACGAGGGGGAGUUGUCCGGCCGCCUUGAACUUGGCGCAACAUUUGCGGAGCCCAGUUGGGUCGCGGGCAACGUAAUUAGCCGUCGACGAAGUGGAUAAGACUCCCAAUCGAUGUGCGUGUGCACGGGGGCGCCCCGGCGCGCGCGCGUUGCGCGCACCGGUGGCGGGUUACGGCGGCCGUGCCUAGAUGGCGCUGAGAACCCUGACGGUGCGUCCGCGCAGCAGCGCGCCGGUUCUGGCGGCCCAGUCGGCCGGCAGAGGCACCGAUGCAGGCGGCCCGGAGGCGGCGGCGAAGAGCAGCAGCAUGACGGUGGCGGCGCCGAACGCGAGCCUGGCCAACCUGACCGAGGAGGCCCAGGCUGAUGACGAGUCCUGGGAGAGUGUCCUCAAGCUGGUGCUCAAGACGCUGGCCCUGGUCACCAUCAUCUCGUCGGCCGUGUUCGGCAAUCUCCUGGUCGUCACGUCGGUGAUCCGGCACCACAAGCUGCGCAUCACAACCAACUACUUCAUCGUGUCACUGGCGCUGGCCGACACUCUGGUGGCGCUCUUCGCGAUGACCUUCAACGCGUCGGUGACCAUUUCGGGCCGCUGGCUCUUCAACCAGACUGUGUGCGAUUUUUGGAACUCGUGCGACGUGCUGUUCAGCACGGCGUCCAUCAUGCACCUGUGCUGCAUCAGCGUGGACCGCUACUACGCCAUUAUUAAACCGCUCGAGUACCCAACCAAGAUAACGGGCCGGACAGUGGCCAUCAUGCUGACUUGCGCCUGGGUCAGCUCGGGCCUCAUCUCCUUCAUACCCAUCUUCCUGGGCUGGUACACGACGAACGAGCAUCUGGUGUACAAGGUGGAGCACCCGGACGAGUGCAUCUUCGUGGUGAACAAGCCGUACGCCAUCAUUUCGAGCAGCGUGUCCUUCUGGAUCCCCUGUUGCAUCAUGCUGUUCACCUACUGGCGUAUCUACGUCGAGGCCACACGCCAGGAGAAGAUGCUCUGCAAGUCGCAGAUGGGACCCGGCAUGCUGUGUCGAAAUUCGACCGAUCAGAGCAUGCCCAACGUGCACGCGCCGCCCCACCGCAACUCGCACGGCGACGACCCGGAGAGCGGACAGUCGACGCCCACCAAGCGGACCAUUAACAAAAUGAAGCGCGAGCACAAGGCCGCCAAGACGCUGGGCAUUAUUAUGGGCGCCUUCAUCCUGUGCUGGCUGCCCUUCUUCCUGUGGUACGUGUCCAUCACCAUGUGCGGCGAUGCCUGCCCCUGCCCGGAGCUGGUGGUGGACCUGCUCUUCUGGAUCGGAUACCUCAACUCCUCGCUCAACCCGGUCAUCUACGCCUACUUCAACCGAGAGUUCCGCCAGGCCUUCAAGGAGACGCUGCAGGCCAUCUUCUGCUCAUCUUGCUGCGGUCGCACGCGCGCGGUAGCAUAUACCGCGGGCUGCGGCGCAGCAGGCUGGUAGGUUUCAGCUCCAAGACCGCGACGGCUGAUCUGCAGCGGCGUCUCGCAGCGCGGUGUUCCUCUUGCGCCACGGGCAGCAGGCAGACGGGCGGGCGACCCCCUGGCCGGACCUAGCAGCGUGUACGCCGGCGUGCGAAGCGGCGGGGCAUCCGUGGGGCCUCCCACGAGAGAGCGCUACGGGGAGGACCGCCGGCCACGACUCCGAAUGUGUGUACAUAUACGACUCUUGGCAGUGACCCCUUGGGCUUAAUUGCAGACGCUCCCCCAUCAUUCCAUUGUCACCCUUUUGACCCGACGGACGGACGGACCGCCGACGUGCGUGAGUGCGUGUGUGUGUGUUUGUGCGUGUCCGUGCGAUGGACGGCAGCCGGGGAGGAAGGCAAGCGUGGGCGCGGUCGGCCGCCGCCGUGCUGGGGAACGGGAUAUGGGCGGAACCGCCGACCCCGAAGAUACUCAGCCACUUCCAGACGAGCUCCAAAGGUAACCACGGUGGAAUGUCAUUAAACGUGCUUAUCUUUGCUGUGGCCCACGCUUACGGAC
Molecule: messenger RNA, 2075 nt
Organism: Ixodes scapularis (black-legged tick)
Lineage: Eukaryota; Metazoa; Arthropoda; Arachnida; Ixodida; Ixodidae
Product: octopamine receptor beta-2R
Exons: 2
Coding region: 268-1536 (422 amino acids)
Biological process (GO): adenylate cyclase-activating adrenergic receptor signaling pathway
Cellular component (GO): membrane
Molecular function (GO): octopamine receptor activity
Source: RefSeq, a predicted model, not a curated record